This is a messenger RNA of Neoarthrinium moseri, 2697 nucleotides long. RefSeq lists its product as uncharacterized. NCBI's taxonomy places the organism in Eukaryota, Fungi, Ascomycota, Sordariomycetes, Amphisphaeriales, Apiosporaceae. Gene Ontology annotation, biological process: maturation of SSU-rRNA. The record is from RefSeq and is a predicted model, not a curated record. Gene Ontology annotation, cellular component: small-subunit processome; Noc4p-Nop14p complex; nucleolus. Bases 1 to 2697 code for a protein of 898 amino acids. The transcript has a single exon.
AUGGCCGGCUCGCAGUUAAAGAGGCUCAAGGCCUCGCUUCGAGACCAAGGCAUCAUUGGCCCCCAGCAGUCAAAGAAGCAGAAGAAGCGCAAUGCCCUGGACGAACGAGCCAAGGGCGACAAGCGCCUCAGCCGCGCCACCAAGCUCGACGGCAUUCGCGAGCAGUUCAACCCCUUCGACCUGAAGCACAAUGUUCGCGGACCCAAGUUCGAAGUCACGAGCAACCGUCCCGCCGUCGGCAAUGCCGCCAAGGGCAUCUUUGGCCGCCCCAGCGAGGCCAGGGCCGUCGGCGAAGAGAAGCGUCGACAGACCCUCCUGCUCGAGAUGCAACGCCGGAACAAGGUCGGCGGCAUUCUGGAUCGCCGUUUCGGCGAGGACGAUGCCGACAUGACCCCCGAGGAGAAGGCUCUCCAACGGUUCGCCCUCGAAAAGCAACGGUCGCACAAGCGCGCCGCCUUCGACUUGGAAGAUGACGAUGGCGGGGAGGGCUUCGGACUCACCCACAUGGGCAAAUCGCUGUCGCUGGAUGGGCCUGGUAUUGUCGACGACUACGAGGCCGACGACAUGGAUGCCGGCUCUGACGACGACGACGAGGGGCGCAAGGCAUACUUGAAGAGGAAGCUGAUGACCGAGGGUGGGCCGGAAGAAGAAGACGAACAACCCGAGAGGAAGAAGACCAAGGCAGAGGUCAUGAAGGAAGUCAUCGCCAAGUCAAAGUUCUACAAGGCCGAGCGGCAAGCUGUCAAGGAAGAUGACGAGGACCUGCGCAUGGAGAUCGACCAAGAACUACCACAACUUCACCAGCUCCUGUUCAACACAGGCAAGUCCUCCACCGAGGCCCAGAAGACUGCCGAGAGGAUCAAGCUCGACAAGGAAUACGAUCUCCGCGUCAAGCAAUUGGCCGAGGAUCGAAGAGCUCAGCCCACAGACAGGACAAAGACGGAAGAGGAGCGGAUCGCUGAUGAAGCGGACAAGCUACGCGAGCUCGAGGAGAAGAGGCGGAGGAGAAUGGAAGGCGCACCCGAGAGCGAAAGUGAGGACGACGCUUCCGACAUGGAAGACGAGGAACCAGCCAACGGGCCGAUCCAGUUCAUCGAGAAAGAAGAGGAGGACACGUUUGGGCUUGGCAAGGGCCUCAAACUGCGGCCUACAGCUACGGAGUUGGGCUUCGAUGACGAAGACGACUUUUUAAUAGAAGAUAACCUAGUUGCGGAGGGCUCCGACAUAUCCCUCAGCGAACAGGAAUCUUCGGACGACGAUGCCUCUGCGGAUGGUGAAGACGAUGAUGAUGAGUUCACCAAGGGGCUACUGAACGAAGAGGAAGCGAACAACCCGGCUUUCACCCUAAAACCUGACGGCGUCGCUGAUCGUGCGAGUACGAAGGAAGAUGCAGAUGGCCUGCCCUACGUCUUCUCCUGUCCACAGACACAUGAAGACUUCCUAAGCAUGACAAAGUCUGUUCCAGUCGAGAAGCUGCCUGUCGUGGUUCAGCGCAUUCGUGCUCUUCACCACUCCAAAUUAGACAGCGGUAACAAAGCCAAGCUGGGAGCUUUCGCCAGAAUACUUGUUCAGCACUUGUCAUAUAUGGCGCUCCAGAAGCGGCCUUCGUUCGAGACGAUCGAGAGCCUCAUGCGACACGUACAUUCGCUUGCCAAGACAUAUGCUGUCGAGAUUGGUACUGAGCUGAGGUCACAUCUCGAGGACAUGGCAAAGCGGCCUCUCGAUCUGAGCGUUGGAGACCUCAUCAUCCUAACCACCAUUGGAACCAUCUUCCCUACAUCUGAUCACUUCCACCAAGUCGUCACGCCAGCAUUGUUGACAAUAUGUCGCUAUCUUGGUAUGAAGAUUCCUCGCCAGUUGUCCGAUUACACUACCGGCUCCUACCUAUCCAUUCUGGCGGCGCAAUAUCAGACAGUAUCAAAGAGAUAUGUCCCAGAGCUGGUCAACUUCAGUCUCAACACUCUGGCUGCCCUGGCACCAGUCCAGUCAAAGGACAAGCUCGGCUUUUUCCCAGUACACGAGCCAGUAGAAGGAACACGCAUUCAGAAGGCUGGCAAUGUGGCCGUGCGGAAGCUGAAAACCUCUGAUUGCAUCGAGUCUUCAAAGGAGGACGGACAGUUGGACGCCAAGAUCGCACUUGUAGACACCACGGUCAAGCUAUUAGACUCUGCCGCCAAUGUCUGGACAGGCAAGGCCUCGUUCUUCGAGACCUUCCAACAAGCCGCAAACGUACUAGAGCAUCUCGCCAGCAAGCCCUGCCGGUCUCAGUUCCCCAAGGGCUUGAACAGCCAGAUCGCCAAGACCAAGACGAAGCUCGACGGCCUCCUGCAGCUGGCGCGCAUGGAGCGCCGGACCCUGGAGCUGCACCACCACCGGCCGCUGGCCAUCAAGAGCAACAUCCCCAAGUUUGAGGACCAGUUCGACCCGGACAAGCACUACGACCCGGACCGGGAGCGGGCCGAGCUCAACAAGCUCAAGGCCGAGCACAAGCGCGAGCGCAAGGGCGCCAUGCGCGAGUUGCGCAAGGACGCCAGCUUCACCGCCCGCGAGAAGCUGCGCAUCAAGAAGGCCAAGGACGCCGCCUACGAGAAGAAGUACAAGCGCCUCGUCGCCGAGAUCCAGGGCGAGGAGGGCCGCGAGGCCAACAUCUACGAGCGCGAGAAGGCACAGCGCAAGCGCGCCGCCAAGCGCGGUUAG